AUGUUUAUAGCCAGCCAGAGAAAAACUGUAUUAAAUUAUGAUAUAAACUCUGUUCUAUCAUUCAACAUGUUGCUGAAAUUGUAUUCUUUUGUUGUCUUAUUGGUGGAUAUUUUUUGGGUCACAAUAAUUGCAAUAUUUGCAACAAUAGGCAAUUUUAUUCGAUAUCUUAAACCCCUUCCAUUAAAAUCAGUAAAAGAUGAAGUUGUUAUGCUUAUAAAUAGUUUCCUGCCAGAAAUGAAAGAGAAGAAUCAUGGACAUAUAGUUGCUCUGACUUCAGUUGCUGGGUUAAGUCAGCUUAAGGAAUACAUGGCCCUAACAGCGGCACAAUUUGGCAUACAAGGCCUCGUUGCUUCAUUGUUAGAAGAUCUUAGGUUGAAUGAGAUUACUCGGGUUCAUGUCAGUUUGAUACACAUCUAUCCAUUCAUUGUAGAACAGAGUCCAGAAUUUAGAUUGACG
Messenger RNA from Brenthis ino (lesser marbled fritillary), 456 nucleotides. The record is from the annotation of a GenBank genome assembly. NCBI's taxonomy places the organism in Eukaryota, Metazoa, Arthropoda, Insecta, Lepidoptera, Nymphalidae.